AUGUUAAAUCUAAGAUUUGUUUUAUAUAAAAAUCUUAUAAAUAAAUAUAAAAGGAAUAAAUUUGAUAAAAAUUAUAGUUUAUAUAAAAACAAUUUUUUCAGAAAUAUUUCUAUUUAUAAUGAGCGUCACACACGAAAAAUAAGUACUAAUAAUAAACAAGAUGUUAACUCUCUUAAAAAAAGAAAAGGAAAAAUUUCUUUUAAAAAUGCCUUCUUUUUAGCAUUAUUGUUAUAUGGCUCUUAUGAAAGCGUAAAUUUAUACGAAAACAACGAGGAUUUGAAAAAAAAAAUUGAAACUUAUCCAUAUUUAUAUGAUCUUAUAGAAAAAAAAAUAAUUCCUUUUAAAAUUGAUUUUGAUAAGUUUUUCGAUAAAGGGAAGGCACAUAUAAAAUUACAUAUGAAAGAUGUGCAAUCAGUAGAUGAAUAUUAUUACCUAAUAAAAUGUAUGAUUUUAAAAAUUUAUAAUAAUUGCGAAAUUUUUAUAAAUACAAAAAUAAAUAGUCUUUUAAAAAUGUUCGAUAAAGAAACUAUGAAGCCAAAUGAUAAUUUAGAAAAUUUCAAAAAAUAUGAAAUUGAAAAAAAUAUAUAUGAUAGUAAUAAUAAAGAAGAUAAAAUGAAUGAGAUUCAUAAAAUAUAUAAUUAUGACAAAAAUGAUAAAAAUAUAAAUAAUGAAAUUGAUACAUUAGAAAAUGAUACAGAAAACAUUUGGGAACUAUCUGACAAAUUAAAUUCAUACGAGAUAAGGAAAGAUGAAGACAUUAAUGAUUCAAAUAAUGAGAAUGAUAUAAAUUAUAAAUCAGAAGAUUACAAUAAUGGUUUAAAUAAUGAUCACAAUCAUAUAGAAAAAGAGUCACUAAGAAAAAAUUUGCAUAACGAAGAUACAAAAGAAAUGUUACAUAAAAAUUUAGUAGAAAAAUUAAAAGAAAAUACAAUAGAAGAUAAAUUAGAGAAUAGUUCAAAGUUUGAAAGCAGAAUUAAUUUUGAAAAUCAUAUUUAUAAGGAUUCUCAAGAAAAAGAAAAAAUUGAAAAAUUAAUUGAAGAAUAUCAAAACAAAACUAAUAUUGAACUUUUUGAUAUUAAUAAUGGUAAUUCUUCAACAUCAUUAGAUAAUAUAAAAGAAAUAGAUGAAAGAAAUAAAGAUAGUUCUAAAACAAUUAAUAAAACUACUUCAAGAGAAGACGAGGAUUGUAAUUCUCAUAUAAAGCAGGAAUUGACCGAAAAUAAUAUAACGUCCUUUAAAAAAAGUGAAGAGACAAAAGAAGCUAUUGAUAAUAUAACAUAUUAUAAUGCACAAAAUAAAGACUUAAUAAAUGAAGAUGCCUACAAAGUAAAGUUUAUUAAUAAAGAUGGUGAAAAAAAAAUAUCUGAAGGAGAUAUUAAAAAAAAAAAUUAUAAUGAUAUAAAAGAAAACUAUCCUUCAAAUUCAAUUGAUUAUAAAAAGAAUAAUGCGCAUAUUACAAAUGACAAUAUGUUAAAAAAAAAAGAAAAAAAUAAUAAUUUAAAAAAUAAUUUAAGUAUUGAUAGAAUACAUGAAGGAAAUGAAUCAAAUGAGAAUAUUUUUGAUGAAAAACAUUUUAACAGCUUUUUUGAAAAAAAUUUAAAAGAUUUUGAAGAUAAAAUAAAUAAUUUAAAUGAGAAAGAAUUAAAAAAUAAAAUGAGAGAAAUGUUUAUUAAUGAAUUAAUAACAAACAAGUAUAAAGCUAUUUUAAUGGAAGAAGAAAAAGAAAUAUUAAAGAAAAUGUUAACUAUUAAAUAUAACAAUGUAUUUUUAAAAAAAAAAAAGAAACUACAAAGGGAUUUAAAAAAAAAUAUGAUGAGAAAAUUAAAAGAAGAAGAAAGAAUACUAAAGGAAAAUUAUGAAAAAGAAAAAAAAAAUUUUGAAAUUACCUUACUUCAUUUGAAGGAAAAAGAAAUAGAUAAGGAAAAAAAAAAGAUAGAAAAUAAAUUAAAAUUAAUUGAAGAAAAUUAUUUGAGCAAAAUGAAUUUCUAUGCAUGUGAUAUUAAUAUGAUGAAAGAUAAAUUUUCUAAGGAUCAAAUUAAAAAUAUAAACUUAGAAAAUAUUAAUGAAAUUCAAAAUCAAUUAGUGAAUUUACAAAAUUGUUUAAUACAUGAUUUAUCUAUUGAAUCAGUUUUACCUGAAUUAAAAAAAAAUCUAGAAAAAGAUGUGUUUUUACAUAAAAUGCUCAAAGUACUACCGGAUGAUUUUUUUUCACAUAAGUACAAACCAGUUAAUAAUAAUGAAAAAAUAAAAAAUGAAUUUUACAAUUUAUAUAAAGAAGGAGUAAAAGAAGCAUUUAUAAAUGAAAAUGAUAAUUAUUUAAAAAAAAAAAUUAAUGAAAUAAUCUCUUAUUUGUAUCUAAAUCAUGAGUAUACCCUCAAAUAUAUUUUAGUUCAUUCAUUGAAAAAUUCCACGUUAAAAGAAAAUUUAUUAAACUUAUCAUACGCUUUACACAGCAUAGAACAAAAUAAAUUAAUAGAUGCACUAAAAUAUAUAAAUGAAUUGAAAGGAAAUUGUAAAAAAACUUUUUUUUCUUUUAAUGAUCGUAUAAAAAAUACAAUAUUAUUCAGAUUUUAUUUACGAUUAGCUGUAUCAAGGCUUAUGCUAACAAGUAAAACUUUGAAAACAUAUCAGUAUAAAAAUAUUUAA
Plasmodium gallinaceum is the source of this 2646-nucleotide messenger RNA. RefSeq names its product conserved Plasmodium protein, unknown function. NCBI's taxonomy places the organism in Eukaryota, Apicomplexa, Aconoidasida, Haemosporida, Plasmodiidae. The record is from RefSeq and is a predicted model, not a curated record. Bases 1 to 2646 code for a protein of 881 amino acids. The transcript has a single exon.